AUGGACCAAAUCCCCCCCGCGGGCCCCGCAGGGGGGUACCUUUUAGGUACCCUCAGAGCUACGUCUGAGGGUGCGGGCUUGGAUGAGGAAAAGGUGAUCAACCUUUUACAAGGGAUUUUGGAAUACACCAGCGAAAAGGAAUUGCCUCGGACAAAUGAGCAAGCUUUCGAGUGUAUCGUGGAUAUCGUCACCCUCUUCCCAGGAAGCCGCCGCCUGUUCCUCAGGACACCAUUCUUCGCCAAUCGGAAGCGCACAUUCGGGCCGUACUUUUGUCAGGACGAUAUUUUGAAGAUCUGGAAAUGGGGGAAUGGAGCCGCUGAAAAGCACUGGACAUAUUGGUCCAACGUCGCUAGUCUCGCGCUCUCGCAUUCACAAACUUCCACGUUGAUGGAGACGAGUCGUCUGGAUGACCUCGUUGGGGGUAAUUCAGAAGGUGCGGGACUGUGCGGGAUACAGCAACUGAUCGUCGGUCGUGCCGACACUGAUUCCAGUCACGGCGUCUUGAUAGUCCGAUUCCUCUACGGGCUCGUGGUUCUUCCCACGUUUUGGGAGGUCCAGAACGCCGAGCGAGCCGCAGUUGCAGUCCGGCUAUGCAAGGAGGUCUUCCUAAUACUCCAGGACACGGGGAUCGAUGCGGAGGAAGUCCGCGACGGUGAGGAACUCUUCGAUGACGACCCCCCAUUCGAUUAUGAAGGCGUGGACUGUCUUUGCCACGCGCUGCUCGUCGGCCUUUCUCGCUGGAACCCGCUCAUCCUGCACACGCGCCAAUCUGAGCCCUGGUUUUCUUUAUUCCUGGAGAUCAUCGGUCUGCUUCUUCGCCCACUCGCACUCAGCUUCUGUCCCCAAUCUGCAGAAUUUGCCAAGAGUGUAGAUCUCUCCCUUAUGGAGUUCCGCGAAGGGACCGUCGUGCAGGCUGUGGAAGUGAACAUUGAAGUUCAGCCGGAAGAUUUUUAUUCGGAACGGACCAACCACAAUCGAGGUAUACCAGACACCCGAGACAUCGAGCCCGCACCGGAAUCGUCUCCCCCGCAAUCUUCCGAUGACAAGGAAGCCUCGAUCGAUAGUCUGGAGGGAGCUGACUCUGACACUAUGCCGCCUCCCAUACCUCAGAUUGGGUCUUCGGUAGAAAUGGAGAACGAAAGCCCACCACACCCCGUCACGGUCGACGACGUCGCGGAUCGGACCAGAAACGGAGGGAGGCAGUCGCGUCUCUCUCGUCCUCCACCUAGAGAAGGAUGGUUCCGACGGGCAACGAAGACAGUGAAAGCGAUUUUGGGGGAAUAG
Messenger RNA from Mycena citricolor, 1284 nucleotides. Lineage: Eukaryota; Fungi; Basidiomycota; Agaricomycetes; Agaricales; Mycenaceae. The record is from the annotation of a GenBank genome assembly.